Messenger RNA from Verticillium dahliae VdLs.17, 2803 nucleotides. RefSeq lists its product as uncharacterized. Lineage: Eukaryota; Fungi; Ascomycota; Sordariomycetes; Glomerellales; Plectosphaerellaceae. The coding region runs from base 1 to 2580 and encodes 859 amino acids. Gene Ontology annotation, cellular component: Golgi membrane; Ric1-Rgp1 guanyl-nucleotide exchange factor complex. Gene Ontology annotation, biological process: retrograde transport, endosome to Golgi. The transcript has 2 exons. The record is from RefSeq and is a predicted model, not a curated record.
AUGGUCUCGGACAGCUCCAGCAACAUCCGCGUCUUCAUUCGCUGGGACGACCAGACUGUCUUUGCUGGCGAGGAGAUCAAGUGCACCAUCACCUUCAAGAACGUUGCUGCCGAUCCCAGUCAACAUAAGCAGACCCAACGGCAGGCAAACGUCGCCGAUCGUCCCAGAUAUGCCACCCCGCUGCAUCGUGGGAAGCCCAUCACCGGCUCGACCCCACCGACCCCGUCAACUGCUGGUCCCUCUCGCGGCCACCGUUCUACCCUUUCCCUGAGUGCACCGGCCGCCUUCUCAAGGAGCCGUUCUGGCUCGAUUGUAUGGCCACAACCCCCACCGCAUCCUCCAAAAUCUAGCGACGACCAGGGCAACACUCAUCGACGGUCCAUCUCCAUCGUCUCCAUUGGAUCGGCCAACACAGCUCCUGAUGAUGCGCAAAGCAACGCGUUGUUCGCCAGGGCACAGAGGCCCGGGAGGGGGCAUGCGCGGGCUCACAGCUUGCACAUUAUGCCCCGGGCUGGCCUCGGGAUCUCUGGACCUCCGUCAGCAUCACCACGGCAGGUCAGCUCUCCGAUGUUCAAAUCUACACAUAUGUCCGAUCGACACCCCCGGUCUCCAGGUCCAUCAACCUUGCCAAAUACUCCCGCCAUCGGCGGCCCUUUCCGACUGUCACGGUCACCUUCUAGUAAUAUGCCCGAAUUCAAGUUUCCCAUGGCGCCCUCGCCAUUAUCCGAGUCUCACAACAGCCCAUUGAAUCCCACUGACGACAGCUUUCUGAGCCCCAAGAACGAAUCAAUAUCGGCAUUCCGGACGAAGGACAGCUCCCAUGGGGCUCCUGACCACGCACACAUGCAUGCGACCACCCCAGCAAUGCGAAUCCUUUCGUCGACAAGCAUGGGAGGGACACCAAGAAGUAGCGGGGAGUUCUACGCGGCGAGCAAUCACUCAUCGGAAACGCUCAUCUCAGAGUACCCCGCCCACCAGCAACCGCUCCGUGGUCAGCACCAGCCAAGGCCGUCAUAUCUCAGACGAAGUUCCAAUUUCAGCUCACAACAACAACAACAACAACAACAACAACCGAAAGGACCCGAGACCAUCAUGAUGGCAUAUGCUCAGGUUCAAGGUUCCUUCACCCUGGACGGUUCACUCAUCAACCUGGCGCCUUUUGAGCAAGUUAAGCGAAAAGCUGUUCUUGGUGGACAGGGGGGCGGCGUGAUUGGCGUCGAGACUUCUUCCAGGCGCGACAGCGGUCUUCUUCGCAGCUUCGGAUGGGGGAGCAUAAGCAGCUCCCUUGGCGACCUUCUCGGGACCGGUGAGCUCAGCAGCAUGAAAGACAUGCGUGGCAUCGCGAGCUCCAAGUCUGUGCCGCUCCUCUCUACGCCGCAAUCUAUCCUGUUCGUUGACAUGCAGCUCGCGCCAGGGGAGAGCAAGGCCUUUGAAUACGCCUUCCAAUUGCCCAGAGGCCUGCCGCCAUCCCACAAGGGCAAGGCCGUUAAGAUUUCAUACACGCUCGUCAUCGGCACACAGAGGGCUGGCGGCACUAAAGAGCAACAGAUACGCAAGGUUGAGGUACCCUUUAGGGUGCUGGGCGGCGUCAACAGCCACGGCGAGAUUCUAGGUUACGAUCUUAUGAACCCUUAUGUCAUCCUGCGCGACCAAGCAGUCAUUACACCCCUUGAUAAAAUAACACCAAGUAACCGAAACAAAGCUCAAUCGACGAGACCUGAAUCUUCUCUAAACGAUUUCAUCACAUAUGUCGACGACUUAUUGAACAGACCACGCUACGGCAGCCAUACAGGACUACUCUCUCCGACGGCUGUGCCAAGCUCCAGGCGACCGUCAGCGUAUGAAGACGCAACAACGGCCAAGGACGCUAUCAAUCUUGCCAUCCUUCGCAGCACCCACGCAUCUGAGGGCGGGCAAAGCCCCAACCGCUUUGAGAUUGCGCGAAAUGGUCAGCGCGUCGGCGUUGUGACACUUACGAGGGCUGCAUAUCGCAUCGGCGAGGCGGUGACUAUGGUGGUCGAUUUCUCCAACGCCGACGUGCCUUGCUACGCUCUCCACUGUGCGCUCGAAUCGGCUGAACGAAUUGCUGAUUCGCAACUUGCCCUCCGGUCGGAGGCUUCGGUCCAUCGCGUCACACGCAAGGUGUAUGCAUCUUCCUCUGAUACAGCACUCUACGGCCGCAGACUCGUCUUCACGCCAACCAUUCCCAUCAACGCUACCCCAGAGUUCGUGACAUCGGGUGUCGCUCUCGAGUGGAAGAUCCGUGUCGAGUUUGUUGUGCCUAGCGCUACCACCCAACAGACCAAAAAGACUCCCGUUGCGGAGCCCGAGUCUGAAGACGCCAGCGCGCCUCUGGUAGGAAACAGCGCCGCAAGUGGUAACACGAACCCAAGUCGCAACCACCCACUUCUUGAGGAGAUAUCGCGUGAUGAGCGUGGGGGCCUCGUUCUUGUUGCAGUGGAGAACCUGGCCUGUGAGAGCUUCGAGGUUGCGGUUCCGUUGCGCGUGUAUGGCGCUUUCGCUACGGGCCUCGAAAAGCUGGAAAGGGACGAAGCGUCAGAAGAGGGCCUUGCAGUCUAACUCAGGGUUCCCUGUUGGCAUUGGUCGGGUAGCGAGGGUUCUGGGGGCAUCAUGCGGUAAGCGUCCGUUGCAGCACUGGAGCGUCCAUAUUACGCUGUAUAAACCAUCAUCACAUGGGUGAAAGACGGCAGAAAGUGAAUUUGAACAUAUCGUACCUACCUACAUAAGUCAGGUCAGCAUUAUCUAGCGUCUCUGAACAGUUUCUAUUGAGUUUCAACAAUCU